UUAAAAUAUUUUAUUUCCAAACGAGACCUAAGUUGUAAUUUUUUUUAUUUUUCUUCACUUUCUUAUCUUCUCAAGAGAGUAUAGACAAGAUAUAUAAACACGUGUCCAGCGGCAAGACUCUCCACUUCAUGCAAACCCUGCAUGUUUCACAAACAAGAACCACGUGACACACUCUCUCUCCCCAUUUUAGCUUUUAUAUCUUUUCUCUAUCUCACCACCAAAACCCAUCAAACCAAAACAAGAACACUCCCAAUCCCAUCAUUCACAGCACUUUGAUUCAACCUCAACAAUGCCUCAAACCCAGCCACACCACCAGCAGUUAUCUUAUCAGGUGGCCAAAACCACCACCGCAGUCACCGUCAGAGGCUCCCUCAUGGUCCUCUCUGCCCUUAUGCUGGUGGCCACUGUCAUCAUUCUGGUGAUCGCAACGCCGCUGAUGGGGAUUUUCAGCCCGGUUUUGGUCCCGGCAGCGAUAACAGGGUUUCUGAUUCUUGCUGGGUUUUCGGCUUCCGGUGGGUUUGGCACCGCGGCAGCAUUUGUGUUCUAUUGGAUGUACAAUUUUGCAGCCGGGAAGCAUCCAAUUGGAUCUGAUCAGCUUGAUCAGGUGCGCCGGAGGAUUGCCGGUGCAGCGACAGAGUUGAAGGACCGGGCUGAGCAAUUUGGGCAGCAACAGGUUAGUUGAAGGAAAGCCAGCUACCAACAAUGGAGGAGUCACUUGAAAACUGGCCUCUGCAAUCAAUGCAUGUUUCAUACAUUGUGGUAGAGACUAAUGGGGCUACUUUUUAGGCACUUUGUUUGCUAACUUUUGCUUAAGUUUGUUUCUAGUCAGUUCUUCUUCACUGGCUGCUUUUUUUUUUAUUUUAUUAUUAUUAUUAUUAAUGUAAUGUACUUU
Messenger RNA from Camellia sinensis, 892 nucleotides. The record is from RefSeq and is a predicted model, not a curated record. NCBI's taxonomy places the organism in Eukaryota, Viridiplantae, Streptophyta, Magnoliopsida, Ericales, Theaceae.